CUUUUCCGGCGACCUAAACCCUCGCCGGAGUCAUUCUCUCAUCUUCUCUUCCUCGGCGUCACUACCUGUUACCGGCCAUCGCCGCCGGAGUAAAAUUUUUUCUAGCUUGGUGGAGAUAUACGAUGUUGCAACAGAGAGACACGGCUGAUUUUAAGUGGGGUUCUAAAACAGGGGUUGGAAGGAUAAAUAAAGAGAUCAAAUUCUACGAGUCAUUUACCUCUGGUGGCGUGGAGUACCGUCUAUUUGAUUGUGCAUACUUUUACCAGACAGGUGACUGUGAGACGUCGAUCGGUAAGCUCAUCAAGAUGUUUGAAACACCAGAAGGUGAGAAGAAAGUAAGGAUAGUGUGGUUCUUUCGACCUCAUGAAAUCCGUGAUUUCUUGGGAGGUUAUGACCCUCGGUGUAAUGAGCUGUUUCUGGCUUCUGGUGACGGUCCAGGCCUUUCAAAUAUCAAUGUCGUGGAAGCAAUAAUCCAGAAAUGCACUGUUUUAUGCACAUCUUGUGACCCAAGAAACCCGCAACCAUCUGGAGAUGAGUUGAGAAUGGCUGACUAUGUCUUUUCCCGCACGUUUGAUGUAAGACAGUCUAUUAUAUCAGGGGCCUUUGGAAAUGAGAUAGCUGGGACUAAAGUGGAGCAUUUCUUCAACAAGAUAAAAUACAAGAAGCUCAUAAGCCGCCCGAGUUCAAACCCAGUUCUCGAUUCCAGUGAUUCUUCAGGGAAUGCUUUUCCUUCUGGGCAAGCAUCAACACAGUCGUCUGACAAUCGAAAGCUGACUGGUACAGCAAAUCCAUUUAAAAAAGGCUUACAAUUGAGAGAGGGUGCUGGGCAAUCACAUAAGCAAAAGCUUAUUCCCGAUCUUGAUCCUGGUUCUAGGGAUCGAGCUUCUGAUAAUGUCAUGGCUAGCAACAAUACCUUUGCAUGCCAAUUUAAUCUUAAGACCAAAACCAGAUCAUUAGAGGAUUUGGUAGGUUCAGGUGCAUCAGAGAUUCUGCAGAUCCCUAAAAAGACGAAGCUUCUUUCCAACAAAUCAGCAAUAGUUGAAUCAGAUGAUUCAACCCCUCAAUCAUCAGAGCAAAGAAUCAAUGGGACCAAUCUAGAAAGCCCUAAAAAUCCAGACACUCCUUUUGAAGACCGGCUAAAAACAGCUAAAGAAGAAGGCACCUUAGUCUUAAUGGAAAACCUGGAUCCAUCAUUCACAUCGUUGGACAUAAAGGAGAUGUGUUGGCAGGCUUUCCACGAAAGAGUUGACGCAAUGAUGAUUCAAUCAAGUCUAGUAUCUGGGCCGCGUAACGGUAAAGCGUUUGUGAUAUUCAAAUCCAAAGGUGCAGCUGAAUCGGCUCUUUCCGUCUUAACUGAACGAUGCCUGAUGCUAGCUGAUGGAAAGUUGCUGCUUCCACGUCACACUGCUUGCAACCCAACAGCGACAACCUCGAACACGAAGAAAGAAACGAGCCGAGGAGGAGGAGAUCAUACAUUGAAAGGAGCCGACUGGGAAUAUCUUUAACCACCGCCCAAUGUUUAAACGCAGUUUUUGGUUUUGGUUUUGGGAAUAUCAUAGAAGAGAAGAAUGGCAGAGAAGGAAAGUGUCAAUGCGUUUUGCUACCCAUUCUGGCCUUCUCAAUCAGACACUUGUCAGAAAUACAGAAGAAAAAAGAUUACCAUAAUACAUAAUAGAGAUUUUGAUAGUGAAAAAGCCCCUUUGAUCGAAAAAAAAAGAUACAAACAUAACCCAGAAACGGAACCGUACAUGAGAGUUCAAUUCCAUAAUCAGUCUUUGAAACAGAAACAAAACAGCAGAAACCAAAGAACAAUAAGACAUCCCCCCCCC
Molecule: messenger RNA, 1829 nt
Organism: Tarenaya hassleriana
Lineage: Eukaryota; Viridiplantae; Streptophyta; Magnoliopsida; Brassicales; Cleomaceae
Product: protein ANTI-SILENCING 1
Exons: 10
Coding region: 123-1505 (460 amino acids)
Molecular function (GO): chromatin binding; RNA binding
Source: RefSeq, a predicted model, not a curated record